Magallana angulata is the source of this 1704-nucleotide messenger RNA. RefSeq lists its product as uncharacterized. Lineage: Eukaryota; Metazoa; Mollusca; Bivalvia; Ostreida; Ostreidae. The transcript is spliced from 9 exons. Gene Ontology annotation, molecular function: D-arabinono-1,4-lactone oxidase activity; flavin adenine dinucleotide binding. The record is from RefSeq and is a predicted model, not a curated record. The coding region runs from base 1 to 1521 and encodes 506 amino acids. Gene Ontology annotation, cellular component: membrane.
AUGGGAAAUUCAAGUAAUAAGUAUUCAGUAGCCAACAAAGAGGCGUACUUGGCCUCACACAAACGGAAGGUCAAGGUCUCCAGGAAAGAAGUCCCUAAGACCGCCACUGACCUGAAAGAGAACAUCAAAGCGUGCAUCCGGGACAAGAAGAUACCGGUCGUACAAGCAGACGACAGGGAAGAUGGCUGGCAGGAGUUCCAGGAACUUCUCGACUUCGAGGUUUUUCUCUUGGACUGUAAACUUCUGAAUGAUGAUAUGAAAAAGAAACAGAAACAACAAGAAAAUGUUAAAUCGGCUGUAACAGAAAAGAAAAGCCGUAACGAAGUUGAUGUAAUGGUGGGAGUUACCGCUGGAGAGUUAAGGGAUUUUCAAGUGAAAAAUAAGCUUCAACUCCCAACCAAUGUCAUACUUGACACGAUGUCGAUGGUCGGCGUAAUUAGCGCGGGUUGUCACGGAGUGGGGCGGAACGCUAUGUCCGUCAGUGAUUACGUCAUCAAAAUGCGUGUGUUUGACGCCAGUGGCGAGCUUAGGACCUACACGCCAGAUAGCCAGGCAAUGUUUAGGGCGGUGAUCGCCAGCUUUGGCUGUUUUGGUGUGGUAUACGACAUCACUCUUAAGAUGGAGCCUGAAAUUGUGGUCAAGACAGAAACCCUAUACUAUAACUUGGGAGAAGUAUUUUGCUAUGCGGACAAACUGAAAUCUCUUGUGGAGAACAACUGGUCCACCCACAUAUUUUGGUUUCCGUACAACUCUCUGAGUGUGGGUGAUUACAAUCCAAAGAACGAUGAAUUGUGGGUACGACUGACGAACAAAGCGCCCCCUAGCGUGGACCCCGAGGACUGGGAUUUCUACACCUGGCGCGACACUAAAGAUUAUAUUUCCCAGUCGUCACUGUCGGCCAUUUCUCCUCUGAUGGGGGAGCUGCAGAGUAUGGUGCCAUACUUUAACUGGGUCGCCUUUCAGUCUCUGAAAUACGUGCUGUAUCCGAGUGGAGAGAUACACCAGGAGCAUGCGCACUCUGUUCAUUUCAGGAAACACAUCGACACGACCCCGGUGGAUUCCGUGGAGUUUAUUUUUGACUAUGACGACGACUUUGACCGACUUCUCCAGAUAAUCCACGUGGUUGUCAAGCGGGUGGAUCACUAUGAAGAGAAGGACGAGUAUCCGCUCCUGGCGCUAGAAAUGCGCUUCAUGGCUUACAGCGAUGCGUACUUAGGAAGCGGGGUUCUUGGUAACCCCGCCACAGGGGGAUCAGGUCACGUGAUCUGUAUCGAAAUCAUCAGCUCUCCUGGGUCUAAGGAAUGGGACAGGUUCAGCAAGGAUGUGGGUCAGGAGUGGAUGAGUCUGGGGGGCGUGCCUCACCUGGCCAAGCACUGGGAUCACUUACCGGGGAUCUACGAACAUAUCCAGGAGAAAAUGGCAGGGAGUAUAUCGUCCUUCAAAACUCAAUUAAAGAAGUCGGGCGCGGAUCCUAAAGGCAUGUUCCUGAAUGAAACCUUGAAAAAACUUCUGAAUCUGUAGUCUGUUAUUCCGAUAAUUAAUUUCAUUUUAUACAUGUAUAUUUAAAUAUAUCAAUGUAUAUAUAAUUGAAUUUGUAAAUUGAGCUAUUUUGAGAUUUGCACGUUUUCAUGUAUAUUUUUUAGUUUAUUCGAUUUCUUCUUACUAUCAUGUUAUUAAAUAGGCAAUAAAAACAACUGAUGAAAA